CGAGCAUCAUCUCGCUCCGUCUUGUCUGCCAGAAUCCUUGCAAUUGCCAAUUGAAUAAAUCGACUAACAAAAUGGCGGAAGAAUCACCCAAGCCCUAUCCGGCGGUUGACGUUCCACAAGUCACCGCCUCGUUUGAAUCCGCUGCGAACACCCUCCCGGCGCAUCCUGCACAAAGAGACACCCCGCAAAGGGACGUGGUGAUGUCUGAUGCCAUGAUGGACCAGCCUGCGUCCUCACCCGCGCCGGCCGCUUACGCCCCGAGUCCUCUCCCUGCGCGAACCGGAACUCCGGCGCAAGGAUCAAGAGCCGCAUCAGCACACCCCGAUCCCGGCUUCUCGAUGCCAGCUGAAGCUCCCCCACACGGCGAUUCGACCCGAAGAUAUCUGAAUACGAACGUUACGGGAGUCUUACUCGAAGGCAUGAAGCAGUUGGCGAAGGACAAACCACACGACCCGCUGCGAGUCCUUGGAGAAUAUCUCAUACAAAAAUCGAAAGAACUGGAAGUGACUGGCUAGAAGUAAUAGGUUGCAUUGUCACUAGCGCUGGAUAUCACAUUGGGCGGGAGAGAUUAAGCAUAAAGGGCGUUCCGGAUAUCAGAAACAUUCAUCAAUCGGUCAGGGGUGUGGUAUUGCCAUUAC
This is a messenger RNA of Ilyonectria robusta, 638 nucleotides long. RefSeq lists its product as uncharacterized. Lineage: Eukaryota; Fungi; Ascomycota; Sordariomycetes; Hypocreales; Nectriaceae. The transcript is spliced from 3 exons. The coding region runs from base 72 to 515 and encodes 147 amino acids. The record is from RefSeq and is a predicted model, not a curated record.